This is a messenger RNA of Lolium perenne, 853 nucleotides long. RefSeq names its product heavy metal-associated isoprenylated plant protein 2-like. Gene Ontology annotation, molecular function: metal ion binding. NCBI's taxonomy places the organism in Eukaryota, Viridiplantae, Streptophyta, Magnoliopsida, Poales, Poaceae. The record is from RefSeq and is a predicted model, not a curated record.
UGUUGGGAACAGCACAUAACCGAAGGAGUUCGUUCCGAUGUUGACUUUGGCACCAUCAUUGUUACAUGCUCAAGCAGCGGACAUACAAAUUGCAGCUUGCCAUCUCGGCUCACAAUGAUAUAACGGAGCUGUCACCAAUCCCAGUUGUGGAGCUCAACUAAAGAAGAUAGCUCCCGCCUCUCUCUUCCUUCCGGAUCAUUGCUCACCAAUCGCUCGCCAAUCCCCAUGUCCCAAAAGAUCGUGCUCAAGGUGGACAUCACCUCCGACCGGUGCAAGGCCGGCGCCAUGAGCAAAAUCGCCGGCAUAGAGGGGAUCAAGUCCAUAACGGUGGACGGGGACAAGGGAACGCUGACGGUGGUCGGGGACGUGGACGUGAUUUGCCUGGCGAGCGUGCUGCGGAAGGCCAAGUUCCAGGCGGUGGUCGUCAGCGUCGGGCCGGCGGAGGAGAAGAAGCCCGAGCCGCCGAAGAAGCCAGAGGAACCAAAGAAGGAACCACCCAAACCUCCGCACUGCUCCUGCUCCUCCGGCCCCUGCUCCUCCGGCCCCUGCAACCCUUGCUGUCCUCCGCCGAUGCCACCGUACCGCGGCGCCACCAUGGUGUGCUACGAUGAGGAGCCCGACAGCCCUCGUUGCAUCAUCAUGUGAUUUACCAUUUGCGUUCACUCCUUUUUCUUUUCUUUGUAACAUUUUUUGUGUUCUCUGUUUGUCGAUGCGGUCAAUUUCAUAUUUUCAUCAACUCAGAGUAUACAAAUAGCCAUGUUCCGCGUUCUGGCGUCCUACGAAAAUAGUGUUAUUAAAAGGAACUUUUCUGUAAUAUAAUUUUUCAUCAAUAUAUACUUACAUACUCAUUUCA